CUGGAGGGGGAAGUUCCCAAGUUUGUUUCUCCCUCCAGUCAGCUGAUAUCAUGCUCUGGUUUAGAGAGCAGCGGGCCUUCGCAGUUGCGAGCUUCUUUUCUAACGGUCGCUCACUUGUUCCUACGCAACGUGCCUUCCGCGCUCGCUUUGAAAUUCCUCCUCACAGACUCGUUCCUGGCCGUAAUUCAAUUCUGUCGUGGUUUAACUCAUUUCGGGAAGCAUUAUGAUCCCGUUUCAAAGUAUGUAGUUAGCACUAAUGAGAUGGUGACUUGGAGCGCGUACUGUGAGCGUCAGAGACGGAUGCGUGUGAGUGAGGCUGGUGUCGCUCUACACGUCGCGCCUCCGCCUCGCGCCGUACCAACUGAUAGGAGGCAACAAGGUCCACCGAGACAUGACGACAUGCCGCCAGGGAUGCAGAAUAACUACCAGUCCAGAGAGAAUACUAUACAGUACCUGCAGUAUGAUGACAAUGUUUACCAAGGGUUAUAUCAUAGAGCCCGUUUGAGUGAGGAAUCGAGUGAGAGAGUAAUGAGUGAGUGA
Messenger RNA from Danaus chrysippus (African queen), 540 nucleotides. The record is from the annotation of a GenBank genome assembly. Lineage: Eukaryota; Metazoa; Arthropoda; Insecta; Lepidoptera; Nymphalidae.